This is a messenger RNA of Microtus oregoni (creeping vole), 2107 nucleotides long. It is a transcript of the gene Crx, whose product is annotated as cone-rod homeobox. Bases 28 to 927 code for a protein of 299 amino acids. The transcript has 3 exons. Gene Ontology annotation, cellular component: nucleus. Gene Ontology annotation, biological process: multicellular organism development; regulation of transcription by RNA polymerase II. Gene Ontology annotation, molecular function: DNA-binding transcription factor activity, RNA polymerase II-specific; RNA polymerase II cis-regulatory region sequence-specific DNA binding. NCBI's taxonomy places the organism in Eukaryota, Metazoa, Chordata, Mammalia, Rodentia, Cricetidae. The record is from RefSeq and is a predicted model, not a curated record.
UCUUCUGGGUCUUAGUCACUGAAGAUCAUGAUGGCGUAUAUGAACCCGGGGCCUCACUAUUCGGUCAACGCCUUGACUCUGAGUGGCCCCAAUGUGGACCUGAUGCACCCGGGUGUUCCAUAUUCAAGCGCUCCCAGGAAGCAGCGACGGGAGCGAACCACAUUCACCAGGAGCCAGUUGGAAGAGCUGGAGGCCCUGUUUUCCAAGACCCAGUACCCGGAUGUUUACGCCCGUGAGGAGGUGGCUCUCAAGAUAAACCUGCCUGAGUCCAGGGUCCAGGUAUGGUUCAAGAAUCGCAGAGCGAAAUGCAGACAGCAGCGGCAGCAGCAGAAACAGCAGCAGCAGCCCCCAGGGGGACAGGUCAAGGUUCGCCCUGCGAAGAGGAAGGCAGGCACAUCCCCACGGCCCUCUGCAGAUGUUUGUACAGACCCUCUGGGCAUCUCAGAUUCCUACAGCCCAUCUCUGCCUGGUCCCUCAGGCUCACCUACCACAGCAGUGGCCACUGUGUCCAUUUGGAGUCCGGCCUCGGAGUCUCCUUUGCCUGAGGCCCAGCGAGCUGGGCUAGUGGCCUCAGGGCCCUCUCUCACCUCAGCCCCCUAUGCCAUGACCUAUGCUCCUGCCUCUGCUUUCUGCUCUUCUCCCUCCGCUUAUGCGUCUCCAAGCUCCUAUUUCAGUGGGCUGGAUCCCUACCUUUCUCCCAUGGUGCCCCAAUUAGGGGGUCCAGCUCUCAGCCCUCUCUCAGGCCCUUCUGUGGGGCCAUCUCUGGCCCAAUCCCCUACCUCCUUGUCAGGCCAGAGCUACAGUACCUACAGCCCCAUGGACAGCCUGGAAUUCAAGGACCCCACAGGCACCUGGAAAUUCACCUACAACCCCAUGGACCCUCUGGACUACAAAGAUCAGAGUGCCUGGAAAUUUCAGAUCCUGUAGAAGAGGCUUCCUGUUCCCCCUUCCAACUGAAGCACCCUCUCUGGGCUCCAUCUGCCUCCUCCAGCUUAGAUUCCAGGAGAGUAGCCCCCAGGAAGGGACAGGAAGUAGCAAUCCUGCCAAAGGCUGUGGACAGUCAGCCUCAGGUUCAGUCCAAUCUCAGCUUCAUCAGAGAACCUAGCCCCUGUACAGCCUACCCCAUCAAUGAAAGAGGCUCUUGCCUCUCCUGAGCAAUCAGUAGAUGUCAUGAUUGUGAUGUGUGUGUCUGCUGCUUUUCCAAAGACUUCAAGUAAAGGUGCUUAGAAUGUGCUCCAGAGAGAAAGGAAAUCUGUCUUGCAAUUUACCUGGAGAAUGUUUAAGUCAGAACUCACGGUGCCCUAAGCCAGGUGUGCUGACUCAAUGUUUAUAAUCCUACAAUGGAAGAAACUGAGGCAAGGGGGAUUUCUGGGAAUUUGAGGCCAGCCUAGGCUCCAGAGUGAAACCUCUAAAUUCACUUGGAAAUUUUUAUACAGUUAAAGUUAACAAAUGUCAAGCUUACAUGGUAGAUUUAAGGGGUUGUCCAUUUGAUUUAUGUGUAUAUAUGAUUUAUGUAUCUGUAUAGAUAUUACAGGCAUGUGCCACUAAACUGAGCUGGGAGGCUGUGUCUUGGACAAAAGCAAAAUGCAAAAGAAGAUUGAUAUGAAUAUUUGGGAGUACUUGAAAGAUGAAUAGAAUGUAUUAGAACCUAGUCACCAGUUCCCAGGUGAGAUUGCGGGGGCACCAGUGCUGGGGUCUUCUGGAUGCCUGUAGAAAUUGAAUCUCAUCAAGAGGCUGGAAGCCCAGUUCAUGGGCCCACCUUUUAGAUGUCUACAGAGUAUGUCCAAUAUAUAUUUCAUAAGCCAGGAGUGGUAGCACACACUUGGUCACCACAGGGAGGGGGAGACAGGGGGGGAAUAAGAGUUCAAGGUCAUCCUUGUCUAUAUUGCAAGUUUGAGGCCAGCCUGGGCUACAUAACACUCUCCCUUCCUCCUACAAAUCCCACAUUCCAAGUCAUAAGACUGACCAGGAAAACGGUUGUAGAUUAGGGGACCAGGAGUCCCCCUCAUUUGAUGUUAGCUUCUCUGUUCUGUUCUCUUUUUUUUUCCCACUUUCUGGCCUCUCAGGUCUCCCUUCCCUGGCUACCCAGAGUGAAAUUGAUUAAAAA